Molecule: messenger RNA, 5808 nt
Organism: Empidonax traillii (willow flycatcher)
Lineage: Eukaryota; Metazoa; Chordata; Aves; Passeriformes; Tyrannidae
Gene: ATAD2B
Product: ATPase family AAA domain containing 2B
Exons: 28
Coding region: 296-4615 (1439 amino acids)
Biological process (GO): positive regulation of transcription by RNA polymerase II
Cellular component (GO): nucleus
Molecular function (GO): chromatin binding; ATP hydrolysis activity; histone binding
Source: RefSeq, a predicted model, not a curated record
GCGGAGCGGGCAGAGAAAGGGAGCGGGGACAGUAAUGGCGGCCAGUUAGAGCCGGGCUGAGCCCGAGAGGCGGCGGCGACAGCGGCGGGAGGAGCCGGCGCGGCUCCGGCUGCGUCUCUGCCCGGCGGAGCGGCUUCCCCGGAGGGCUUUUCUUCCUUCCUCCCUCCUCCCCCCUUUCCCCCUCUCCCUCCCCUUCCCCUCCCUACCCGAGCCCCCGCCUGUCCGCCCUCCCUCCCUCCCUCCUCCCUCCGCGCCGGCGGCGGCGGCGCCCCCCGUGUCCCCCCUCGCCGGGGCCAUGGUGAACACCAGGAAGAGCUCCCUGCGCCCCCUGGGCAAAGCGGCGGCCGCGGCGGCCGGGGCCGGCAGCCAUUUCAUCUCGUCCCGCACCCGCUCUUCCAAGAGGGGCACCAAGGCAGAUGCGGCCGGGCUGGAGGAGGCGGCGGCAGCGCGGAAGGAUGAAGGUAGUGAUGCUAGUUUGAGUGAUAGCCACAUCUCUCCUCCCGCCAAACGUACCUCAAAACAUGCUGAUCCUGUGUGCAAAGACAAAUCAAAAUCACGCAGUACUGGGCAGCGAGAGGAAUGGAGCAUCUCAACUGGACAGUCCAGGUUAACUUCUCAGCCUGGUGCUACACUACCAAAUGGACGUAGCUUAUCUCUCAAAAGCCACCCCCUUCGAGGGGAAAAAAAGGGAGAUGGGGACCAUGCUUGCAUAAACGGAGAUAUAGAAGUCAGAAAAAGUUGUCGGUCCAGGAAAAACAGAUUCGAAACUUUGAAUCAGAGUUUAUUGUUUGAUCAGCUAGUAAACAGUACUGCUGAAGCUGUCCUACAGGAAAUGGACAAUAUCAACAUCAGGAGGAACAGGCGAUCGGGGGAAGUGGAACGGCUACGGAUGUGGACAGACACAGAAUUUGAAAACAUGGAUAUGUAUUCUCGAGUGAAAAGGAGGAGGAAAUCACUGAGGAGAAAUAGCUAUGGAAUUCAGAACCACCAUGAGGUAUCCACAGAAGGGGAAGAAGAAGAGUCUCAGGAAGAAGAUGGAGAUAUAGAAGUAGAAGAAGCCGAGGGGGAAGAAAAUGAUCGACCCUAUAAUCUCAGACAGAGAAAAACUGUUGAAAGAUACCAGGCCCCUCCAAUAGUGCCAGCACAUCAAAAAAAGAGAGAAAAUACACUGUUUGACAUCCACAGAUCUCCUGCAAGAAGAAGCCAUAUCAGGAGAAAGAAGCAUGCCAUUCACAGCAGUGAUACAACCUCUUCAGAUGAAGAACGCUUUGAAAGAAGAAAAUCUAAAAGCAUAGCCAGAGCAAGAAAUGGGUGCUUGCCUUUAAACUUUAGAGCAGAAGACUUAGCUAGUGGAAUCCUUCGAGAACGUGUGAAAGUUGGGGCCAGUUUGGCUGAUGUUGACCCUAUGAUUGUUGAUAAAUCGGUGUGUUUUGAUAGUAUAGGGGGAUUGAGCCAUCAUAUCCUUGCACUUAAGGAAAUGGUAGUGUUUCCUCUUCUCUAUCCAGAAAUAUUUGAAAAAUUCAAAAUUCAGCCACCAAGGGGCUGUUUAUUCUAUGGUCCUCCUGGAACAGGUAAAACCUUGGUAGCUAGAGCUCUAGCUAAUGAGUGCAGUCAAGGAGACAAAAAGGUGGCUUUCUUUAUGAGGAAAGGAGCAGACUGUCUCAGUAAGUGGGUUGGUGAAUCCGAACGUCAGCUUCGACUCCUUUUUGAUCAGGCAUACUUGAUGAGACCCUCUAUAAUCUUUUUUGAUGAAAUAGAUGGCUUGGCUCCAGUUCGUUCUAGCAGACAAGAUCAGAUUCACAGCUCCAUAGUGUCUACUCUUCUUGCCCUCAUGGAUGGACUGGAUAAUAGAGGUGAAAUAGUUGUAAUUGGUGCUACAAACAGACUGGAUUCUAUAGAUCCUGCGCUCAGGAGACCUGGUCGCUUUGACAGGGAAUUUCUUUUCAACUUGCCUGAUAAAAAGGCACGAAAGCACAUUUUACAAAUUCAUACCAGGGAUUGGAACCCCAAAUUGUCAGAUCCUUUCUUAGGAGAACUGGCUGAAAAAUGUGUUGGGUACUGUGGAGCUGACAUAAAAGCACUUUGCACUGAGGCUGCCUUGAUUGCCCUGAGACGACGCUACCCCCAGAUUUACAUGAGCAGUCAGAAGCUACAGCUGGAUGUUUCCUCGGUAGUCCUCAGUGCGCAGGAUUUUUAUCAUGCAAUGCAGAAUAUUGUGCCUGCUUCCCAGCGUGCCGUGACGUCUUCAGGACAUGCACUGUCUCCUGUGAUCAGACCACUCUUGGAACGGACCUUCACUAAACUUCUUGAGGUUUUACACAAAGUGUUCCCUCACGCUGAAUUUAGCCAGGGUGACAAAAGUGAAGAUGUACCAAGUCUAAUAUUAGAUGAUAGUGAAGAUGAGAAUGCAUCAUCAAUUUUUGAGACGAGCUGUCACUCAGGAUCACCAAAGAAACAGUCAUCAGCUGCUAUCCAUAAACCCUACCUUCAUUUUACAAUGUCAGCUUAUCACCAGCCAACCUCUUACAGACCGAGAUUACUGCUCUCUGGAGAAAGAGGUUCGGGUCAGACUUCGCACCUUGCUCCAGCACUAUUGCACACUCUGGAAAAAUUCUCUGUACACAGGCUAGACCUGCCAGCUCUUUAUUCAGUCAGUGCCAAAACACCUGAAGAGUCAUGUGCACAGAUCUUUCGUGAAGCUCGAAGAACAGUACCAAGUAUAGUUUACAUGCCUCAUAUUGGUGAUUGGUGGGAAGCUGUCAGUGAAACUGUGAGAGCUACUUUCCUAACUCUGCUGCAAGAUAUACCAUCUUUCUCCCCUAUAUUUCUACUGUCUACCUCUGAGUCCAUGUUUAGUGAAUUGCCUGAAGAGGUGAAAUGUAUUUUCAGAAUCCAGUAUGAAGAGGUUUUUUAUAUUCAAAGACCAAGUGAAGAAGACAGAUUGAGAUUUUUCAAAGGCUUAAUUCUUGAUGAGGCAGCAAUGCCCCCACCAAGAAGGAAACAGGCUGCUCUUCGUGCUCUGGAAGUCCUUCCUCUUGCACUGCCGUGUCCUGCCCGGGAGCUGUCGGAGGCAGAGAAGCAGCGGAUGGAGGACCAGGAGGAGAACACGUUGCGAGAGCUGCGGUUGUUCCUCAGGGAUGUGACCAAGAGGCUGGCCACAGACAAGCGCUUUAACAUCUUCAGCAAACCGGUGGAUAUUGAAGAGGUUUCAGAUUACCUUGAAGUUAUCAAAGAGCCAAUGGACCUAUCAACAGUAAUAACCAAAAUUGAUAAACACAACUAUUUAACAGCCAAGGAUUUUCUAACAGACAUUGACCUGAUCUGCAGUAAUGCAUUGGAGUACAAUCCAGACAAAGACCCUGGAGAUAAAAUAAUUAGACAUAGAGCAUGUACUUUGAAGGACACUGCUCAUGCCAUCAUUGCUGCUGAACUGGAUCCAGAAUUUAAUAAGAUGUGUGAAGAAAUCAAGGAAGCAAGAAGAAAAAGAGGCUUAUCAGUACCAGCAGAACAGAUAAAUCCUCAUGGUUCCACUGUACGGAAAACAGAAGCUCGAGUUGAGGAGGCUUUUCGGAACAAACAAAAACCUACGAUGGCGGUGUGGCCCAACUCUGCGACUAAAUGUGCAUUUCGAAUAAGGAGGAAAUCGAGACGGCGCUCGCAGUGGGGCAAAGGCAUUAUUAAGAAGAGGAAGGUCAAUAAUUUAAAGAAAGAUGAAGAUGAUGCAAAGUUUGCUGAUGAUGAAAAUCACGGUGAGGACAGUAAACUGCUGGAAAAUGGAGAGCUAGAGAUCAGCACUGACUGCAUUGAGGAGAAUGGAGAGGAAACAGGAGACCUCUCUAUGACAAAUGAUGAAUCAUCCUGUGAUAUUAUGGAUAUAGAUGCAGAGCAGAGGCUUAACAAUGGGACAUCAGCAAAGGAAAACAAUUUUGCAUCCACAGAAGAAGAGAGCUCAAAUGAAUCCCUGUUAAUAACUGACAGUGUUACCCUGGGUACUGAAAAGGAUUUAAGGAAGGACUCUACGUCUAAAGGGGACUGUGUGAAUGGAGAGACAUCUGUACCCAGCUCCGAAGGUGUACCUGUUCCAGCCUGUCAUAAUGGCAAAAUGGAAUCACUUGAUGCUGUUUCACCCUGUGACAACAGUGAUAGUAACAAGCAAAAAUCUUUAUCUGAAGAUCAGCCAAAGGAGAAGAUGGAAGCUUCCAGUGAAAGUCAAGGAAGUGAUCUAGUGAAAGAUGAGUUACCACAUUGCAGCAAUAAUGAGAAAACACUACAGAGCACAGACAUGGAAACUAAAGAUGCUGAAGCAGAUAAAGAAGGUAUAUUCAAAAGCAAGAAAACACGAAAAGUCGCUGUGGAACAGUCAAAGCCCACAAGUUUGGAGCAGGUCCCAGAGGAACCAUCAGAUCCCUUACCCUCUGUAAUUGUUGACCAUGACAGACUAAAGAAACUGCUUGAUUUGGUGGUUAAGAAAAGUGACAACCUGACUGUUGACCAACUUGAGAGAUUGUAUUCACUCCUCAGUCAGUGCAUCUACAGACAUCGUAGAGACUAUGACAAAUCGCAACUUAUAGAGGAGAUGGAAAGAACAGUUCAUGUGUUUGAAACAUUCCUGUGAACUUGUCAAGAUGGGUGGGUUUAUCCUCUCAAACUGCUCAUGGGAGAGCAGCCCUCUGAGCCAUUCAGUUUCCAUUUGCACCAAGUAUGUGCAGAGCCUUGGUCUUAAGUGCUCUCUCUUUUUGUUUCUGUUGAAUUUGGUGCUAUUGUCUCAGGUACCUGAAACCAACCAGCCUACAAGAACCAAACAGAACUUCAUAUAGUUGUAUCUGAUAUAAAUAAAGAAUACAAUGCCACAGCUUGGAGAUUUUUUGGUGCUACAGAAACUGUUCUCAUUCCUGCUCUUGUUCACUCUACAUGCAUUUAUCUUUGGGGAAAACUUCGGGCAAGGUGAAGACCAACACACACAAGAGGACUGGAAAGAGCAGAUCUAAGUUGAAUAUUUUUAAACAGGCAACCUUUUUUUAAUUUUUUUUUUUCCAAUUUUUCUCUUCUCUGGGGUAAUGGACAAAACAAAUCUGUUCUAAAGAAGGCAGUGAUGCGUUGUGGUAGGAAUCUUGAGUAACUGGAUGUACAGUAAUUUGAAGAUGAGGCUCUCUAGAACUGCCUUUAAUGUGCCUUUUAGUCAAGUGAGAAAGAUUAGGCUAAGCAAUUUGUUUGGAUUAUAGCAAAUGGCAAUGUUAGAAAGCUGUCUGCAGAAUGAAGAUCUCCAAAAGGAUGAAUUGUAUUCUCUUCAUUGGAUGGCAACCAGUAUUAUGGUUCUAUAAUGCCUGUCUUACUCUACAGAACUAAACUAAGACACACUGAAAAAGCCACAUACUUUACCAAAAUGGUGAAAUUCCUUUUUCAUUGGUAUAUAUUUGUUUUAAAAACAAGUCACACAGUGAAACUCUUCUGUGUUGCUAAAAAUGAAGCAUUUUCCCACCAUUUCCUUGUUUUCCAGUGUGAGUUCUUUAAGGAAAACAAGGUUAAUACUGGCAGGUUUCAUUCUGAAGUUGUGUGUUUGUAAUAUAGCUUGGACUGUGCAGUGCAGGUAAGACACUAGAGUUGGUCAAAUGCUGGAGCCCAACCUCAGUUGAAAAUAAAACUUACAUUAGGUUUCACAAGUUGUUCCGUGCAAAGCAUUGUUACUGUUUGGGGGAUUGGAGCACAUCCUUUGGAAUCCAUCUGUUCAGACCGGGGUUCUCUGGGUCUGAACUGUGGAGUUCAACACCUUUCCUCUCUGGCAACUGGAGAGAAUAAGUCUAGGCAAUU